GUUGUUCAGUUCAAUUCGAAUUGUUGCAGUGAACAUGUGGUGAAUUUGUUUUUUUCAUUUUCAAUAAAUUAUUGGAAAAUUUCGUACAAAAUGCGUUUGCAAAUGUUAAUUCCAAACUUCAGUGCCUAUACUACCAAAGGUCCAAUCAAAUUCUACGAUUGGCAGGGUGAUUCAUGGGUCGUGCUAUUUUCGCAUCCGAAUGACUUUACACCGGUGUGCACAACGGAAUUGUGCCAAAUUGCUCUGCUGAAGGAUCAAUUUAUCAAGCGCAACGUCAAACUGCUCGCUCAUUCCGUCAACGAUCUCCAGUCACACUUCGAAUGGAUCAAUGAUAUCACGUCAUAUUGCUCGGGUAUUGUUAGUGAAUUUCCUUAUCCGAUUAUCGCGGAUCCGAAUCGGGAAUUAGCUGUCGCCCUGGAAAUGAUUGAUGACGAACAAAAAAAUGACAUUGAAGUUGCUAAAACUGUACGGGCUCUAUAUAUUAUUGACCCCAAUCAUCGGCUCCGGCUCUCUAUGAUUUAUCCCGAAUCAACGGGCAGAAGCAAUCACGAAAUUUUGCGGGUAAUUGACUCGUUGCAGCUAACAGACAAAAAUCCAUAUGUAGUUACUCCGGCUGAUUGGGUGCCUGGCGAUAUUGUAUUGAUUUCUCCGCAUAUCGACGAUACCUUAGUCGACCGAGUCUUUCCGCGUGGAAUUGAUCGGCUUGAAAUGCCAUCAGGCAAAGGCUAUAUUCGAACAACAACCAACUAUUAAAUGGCGCUCAGUUUCCAAAAUAAGAAGAUAUAUGAUUAUUAUCCACCCAACAAUGAAUAAGGAGCAAGUGACAAUUUGACAAACUUGCAUGAAUAAAUAAAAAGGGCUAUGUGAAUUGAAACCAACGGUCAUUAAAUAGUGUACUUUUAUCUUAUGUGAUGACAUUGAUCACGCUGUUCAAUUAAGUGAAUUAAGUGCAACUGAAACAUAAUCAGUCGAUAUUUUAAUCAGAAAAUGCCAUCAGAGACUACCUCAAAACCGGUGUACUCUUUGACUGAAAAUAAAACUGUCAUUUCAAAAUCAAGUAAA
Molecule: messenger RNA, 1062 nt
Organism: Sitodiplosis mosellana (orange wheat blossom midge)
Lineage: Eukaryota; Metazoa; Arthropoda; Insecta; Diptera; Cecidomyiidae
Product: peroxiredoxin-6-like
Exons: 5
Coding region: 91-753 (220 amino acids)
Biological process (GO): cell redox homeostasis
Cellular component (GO): cytosol; mitochondrion
Molecular function (GO): peroxiredoxin activity
Source: RefSeq, a predicted model, not a curated record